CACAUGAAUGCAUGCACACACAUUUUCCCUGCAGUCUUGAUGCCUCCUUUUCUACUCUCAUGACUGCAGCAGCUUGACAGGACUUCACAGCUGAUAAGAGAACACACAGACUGCCGGCACUGAACUGAUGUCCUAGUGGGGAGAAAGCAGCCUCGCUCAUCAUUCCUGCAGUGUGCUUUCUGGCAGCAGCUCCUGUCAGGGACGCAGAAAAAAGAUUGCACAGAUCCAAGGAAGCUGCAGAGCACCCACGCCCACCAAGGAUACACAGGACUACCCUUACUCCCCCUCCUCCCUCUCUCUCUCACCCAUAUGCUUUCUCUCGCUCACACUGUCCCUCUCAACUCUGCGUUCAGCUGUAUCACUACUGCUGGGGGUGUAGACAGGCUGACCAUCGCCUCUCAACAAGCCACUCGCCACUGAGGAGAAACUUCAAGAAGCUCCCUUUUUCUCCUGUCCAAGGAUGUUGGAGCUCGCACCAAGAUGGACGAGGUUGGUCUGCCUGACAGUUUUAUGUCUGUGUCUCUGCCUGCCGAGGGAAUCAAACGCCAGGAGAGCUCCCAAGAUACCCCGCUGUCCUGCAACCUGCUCCUGCACCAAAGACAGUGCCUUCUGCGUGGACACUAAGGCCAUCCCCAAGAGCUUCCCCCCUGGAAUCAUUUCUCUGACGAUGGUGAACGCAGCCUUCACUACAAUCCCAGAAGGAGCUUUCUCACACCUUCACCUGCUGCAGUUCCUGCUGUUGAACUCCAACACAUUCACUAUGAUUGCUGAUGAUGCUUUUGCUGGUCUCUCUCACCUGCAAUAUCUGUUCAUUGAGAAUAACGACAUCCAGGCUCUGUCAAAGUACACCUUCAGAGGACUCAAAUCCCUGACUCAUCUGUCUCUGUCAAACAACAACCUGCAGCAGCUGCCUAGAGAUCUCUUCAAACAUCUAGACAUCCUGACUGAUCUAGACCUGCGUGGAAACUCUUUUCGCUGUGACUGUAAAAUCAAGUGGCUGGUAGACUGGAUGGAGAAAACCAACACUUCUGUUCCUGCCAUCUACUGUGCCAGCCCCUUUGAAUUCCAGGGACGCAGGAUCCACGACCUCGCACCACGAGACUUCAACUGCAUCAGCGCAGAUUUUGCCGUGUACGAAACCUUCCCUUUCCACUCUGUGUCAGUGGAGUCUUAUGAGUUCAAUGGAGAUCAGUUUGUGGCCUUCGCUCAGCCUGAUUCAGGCUUCUGCACUCUGUACAUAUGGGAUCAUGUGGAGAUGGUCUUCAGGAGGUACCACAACAUAACCUCUCGCUCUGCUGUUUACUGCAAACCAGUGGUGAUAAACAACACGCUUUACAUGGUCGUGGCCCAACUUUUUGGUGGAUCUCAUAUAUACAAGUGGGAGGAGGACCCACAGCGCUUUGUAAAGAUUCAAGACAUCGACACCAGUCGGGUGAGGAAGCCCAACUUUGUGGAGACCUUCCAGCUGGAUGGAGAGUGGUACUUCAUAGUAGCAGACAGUUCCAAGGCAGGCUCUACCAGCAUUUAUCGCUGGAACAGUAAUGGUUUCUACUCCCACCAGUCCCUCCAUCCUUGGCAUCGAGACACACAUGUUGAGUUCCUGGAUGUCGGAGGAAAGCCUCACCUCAUCCUCUCCAGCGCCUCUCAGCCGCCGGUGGUUUACCAGUGGAACCGAAACCAGAAGCAGUUUGCUUUCUUCUCCCAGAUCACAGAGCUAGCCGACGUGCAGAUGGUCAAGCACUUCUGGGUGAGGAAGGUUCUUUACCUUUGCCUCACGCGCUUCAUCGGUGACUCCAAGAUCCUCCGCUGGGAGGGGCAGCGUUUUGUAGAGAUCCAGACUCUCCCCUCUCGGGGCUCAAUGGCCGUGUAUCCCUUCACGGUGGGCCUCCGCCAGUACCUCAUUCUUGGAAGUGAUUUCUCCUUCUCCAGAGUCUACCUGUGGGACGACCUCACUCAGCGCUUUCAGCCCUUCCAGGAGCUCAACAUGAGAGCCCCAAGGGCCUUCAGUUUGGUAUCUGUCGACAACAAGGACAUGCUGCUGGCCGCCAGCUUCAAAGGCAACACCCUGGCCUACCAGCACCUGGUGGUGGAUCUCAGUGCCAAGUAGACCUGUUAGGUACCGUGACAGCAACAGGAUCUGAAUAUAUCAAAUGUGCCAAAUAAGUCAAAGACUGCAAAAUGUUUAAGCCAUGUAACUAAGUCUGCUGGGUUCUCUGAUGUUUAAGCGAGGCAACUAAUUAAAUGAUUGUUUAAUCUAUUUUUAUGCACUAUCCCUUAAUAUCUGAAUGAAAUAAUGUGUUAUUAACAUGCCAACACAAGUGUCAAGUCACUGCUGCAUCACUACUCUUGCACAGCCAAAUUAUGGCUGGGGCGAUGUCGUUUUUGGAUUGUCAUGUUGUAUAUUGUACUUUACUAAUGUGAAAAUGAUAUGCAUGUGCCUCUACUGAAUUAUUCACCAGAUGAGACUGGAUAUUGUAUAAAUGAGAGUAAAACUAUGGAGGUUUUGUAAGUUAUACCAUGUUGUUAGUCUGAGUAGCUUUUUGCAUGACACUGUAUAACAAUAUAAAACAAGCUUACACUGCAGUACUUUAAAUCCUGAUUAGCUUUAUAUAUAUAUGAGAUAUCCUUGCAGCAGUUUUGGGUUUAAUGUUUGGUUUGCAAUCAGAGCUAGAAUGAGGCAUGAAUAAACUAAACAAAUUAACUGAAAAAUGUGA
Molecule: messenger RNA, 2714 nt
Organism: Acanthochromis polyacanthus (spiny chromis)
Lineage: Eukaryota; Metazoa; Chordata; Actinopteri; Pomacentridae
Gene: lgi3
Product: leucine-rich repeat LGI family, member 3
Exons: 10
Coding region: 461-2107 (548 amino acids)
Biological process (GO): regulation of exocytosis
Cellular component (GO): synaptic vesicle
Molecular function (GO): protein binding
Source: RefSeq, a predicted model, not a curated record